Messenger RNA from Aspergillus pseudotamarii, 183 nucleotides. RefSeq lists its product as uncharacterized. Gene Ontology annotation, biological process: nucleoside metabolic process. NCBI's taxonomy places the organism in Eukaryota, Fungi, Ascomycota, Eurotiomycetes, Eurotiales, Aspergillaceae. The transcript is spliced from 2 exons. The coding region runs from base 1 to 183 and encodes 60 amino acids. The record is from RefSeq and is a predicted model, not a curated record. Gene Ontology annotation, molecular function: catalytic activity.
AUGGAGGCAGCCGGCCUAAUGGAUAAUUUUCCAUGUCUAGUGAUUCGUGGAAUCUGCGACUAUGCUGAUUCUCAUAAGAACAAAGACUGGCAAGAGUAUGCUGCUGCCACGGCUGCUGCAUACGCUAAAGAGGAGCAGCGUGACUACGGCUUGGAAGCUUAUGUUUUAAGUGCGGACGAGUAG